CAAUCCUUCCUUGCUUGAUCUGCAGCAUUUAAGAUAUUUGGACCUCAGGUCCAAUCAAUUUAAAGGAAGUAUGUUCCCGAAUUUUAAUGGCUCACUGAGCAAGUUAAGAUACUUAAAUCUAAAUAGUGCUGGAUUAAGUUCAACAAUACUCAAUCAGCUUGGGAAUUUGUCGGAAUUGCAGUUCCUUGAUCUUAGUGGAAAUGAUUACAAUAUUUCCAACCUUGAUUGGCUUCAUGGUCUUUCUUCUUUAAGACGUCUUGACCUUACUUGGAACAACCUUGCUGAUGCUAAGGAUUGGCCGCAACUACUCAACAUGCUUCCUUACCUAGAAGAUUUAAAGUUAAGUGGGUGUAAGCUUCCGAGAAUCCUUUCUCCACCUUCCCUCACUAAUUCGACUUCAUCACCAAUUUCCAUUGAUCUCUCUAGAAACAAUCUUACUUCUUCCGUGUACACAUUAUUGUUCAAUAUUACCAGCAAGAUUGUUGAUCUUGACCUUUCAGAUAACUUGUUAGGUGGCUCAAUUCCAGAGUUUUUUGAGAAUAUGAUUUCUCUUAAACAUCUUUAUUUAUGGAGAAAUAAUUUUGAAGGUGAAAUUCCGAAGUUCCUUGGUAAGACAUGUACUGUUGAAACAUUAGACCUUUCUUACAACAACUUCAGUGGAUCAAUGAUUCCUGGGUUUCUUGGGUGCUUAGAAAAUUCAUUGCAAUUUUUGGACCUAUCUAGAAAUAACUUUCAUGGUCCGUUAAUGUCACCGUAUAUUGCAAGAUUUUCUUCAUUAAGAGAGCUUUAUCUCUCAGAUAAUAGAUUGAAUGGCUCUUUGUCAAAGAGCUUUAAUUUCAAACAACCUUCCAAUCUUGCUGUCUUGCAGUUAUCGGGAAACCAACUUACAGGAACUUUACCUGAUUUCACAACACUUUCUUCCUUGAAAGAUUUAAGAAUUGGUGGUAACCAAUUAAACGGGACUAUUCCUGAAAGUUUGGGAUGCUUAUCGGAGCUUGAAUAUAUGGAUGUUUCUUGGAAUUCUUUUGAAGGUGUGAUAUCUGAAACACUUUUCAAAAAUCUCUCCAAAUUAAAGUUUCUUGACUUGUCGUAUAACCAUUUGGUUGUGAAUUUCAGCUCUGUUUGGGUCCCCCCUUUUCAGUUGCAAUAUAUUUAUCUAUCCUCUUGCAAACUGGGGCCGCACUUCCCAAUAUGGCUCCAAACUCAAAAAGGUUUUGAGCAACUUGAUAUCUCCUGUGACGAAAUCUCAGAUACUAUUCCCAAUUGGUUUUGGGUCCUGCCUCCACACCUAACUCAUUUAAAUCUCUCUCAUAACAGUUUCAAUGGCAUGCUACCACAAUUAUCAUCAACCAAGUUUCUCAGUAAUGUUGGAAUAGAUUUAAGUUCAAACCUGUUGGAGGGUCCGUUGCCAUUGUUUCUUUCUAAUGUGUCAUCAUUGAAUCUCUCUAAAAAUAAGUUCUCAGGAUCAGUUUCUCCUUUAUGUAAGAUUAAAGCUGAGGUUUUGAGCUUUCUUGAUCUUUCUAGUAACUCAUUGUCUGGAGUAUUUCCCGAUUGUUUUGUUCAUUGGGAAGCCCUCGUGGUUUUGAACUUAGCUAAUAACAACUUCUCAGGAGGUAUUCCAAGAACUUCUGGAUCAUUGUCGUCAAUUGAAUCAAUUAAUUUAAGCAAUAACAAAUUCUCUGGAGAUUUGCCCUCUUCUCUGAAGAAUUGCAGUCAGUUGAAAUAUUUGGAUCUAAGUAAUAAUAAAUUGUCUGGAAAUAUACCAGCUUGGAUAGGAGAAAAUCUGUCAUCUUUGAUUUAUCUGAGCCUACAAGGUAAUGAGUUCAAGGGAAAGAUACCUGUCAACUUAUGUCAAUUAGCAAAUAUACGGAUCCUGGACCUCUCUCAGAACACCAUCUCUGGAACAAUACCAUUGUGUUUAAAUAAUCUGACGGCCAUGUCUCGAAAAGGAGACUCAAAUGACAUCGUUGAAUAUGAUUAUCUGUCUUCAUGGCAAGAAGGAUCUAAUGGUGAUUUGCUAAGUGGUUUUAGAGGCAACUAUGUUGAGAAUGCAUGGGUUGAAUGGAAAGGAAAACACUAUGAGUACGAAAGAUAUCUUGGAUUGCUAAGGAUCAUUAAUCUUGCUGGAAACAAAUUGGUUGGAAAAAUUCCAGAUGAGAUAACAAGCCUUUCUGAAUUGGUUCAAUUGAACUUAUCAGGGAACAAUUUGGUAGGGUUCAUUCCUGAAACAAUUGGUCAUUUGAAACAGUUAGAAUCGCUUGAUUUGUCAAAAAAUCAACUGUCGGGCCAAAUCCCAGCGAGCAUGGUUGAUCUAAACUUUUUGAAUUACUUGAACUUGUCGUAUAAUAAUUUAUCAGGAAGAAUUCCAUCAAGCACUCAAAUGCAAACAAUGGAAGUGUCAGCCUUCGUUGGUAACCAGGCACUAUGUGGGCCUCCAGUGACGCAGCAGUGCCCUGAAGAUGAAGCAACCCAAGGUCAACCACCUAAUGGUGAAAUUGAAGAUGAAUUCAACAAAUGGUUUUAUGCUGGAAUGGGAGUCGGAUUCUUUAUUGGGUUUUGGGGAGGUUUUGCUCCUUUAUUGUUAAAGCGUUCUUGGAGGCAUGCAUAUUUCCGGUUCUUGGACAACUUGAAGGACUCACCCUACGUGACAAUCACUUUGUGGGGAUCAAGAUUGCAGAGGAGGCUGAAGAGCUAGAGGCUACUAAUACUUUCUAGAGGUAGCAGCACUAGAUUUAUGGACUGUGGAUUCAGGAAGAUGGGAAACAUAGCAGACAAAGGUCCUGAAAGGAUGAAAAGUUUGUUGAUGAAUAAUCUACCUCGAAAUCAGCUUCUGGUCUAUGUAUUUUACAAUUUUGUGUGUAAUUGAUGACAUUAUAGACAUCAGUUGUACCUGUUUCAUUAGCUGAAAUAGAUAUUUCAU
Messenger RNA from Theobroma umbraticum, 2920 nucleotides. RefSeq names its product receptor-like protein EIX2. Gene Ontology annotation, molecular function: protein binding. The record is from RefSeq and is a predicted model, not a curated record. NCBI's taxonomy places the organism in Eukaryota, Viridiplantae, Streptophyta, Magnoliopsida, Malvales, Malvaceae.